Camelus dromedarius (Arabian camel) is the source of this 497-nucleotide messenger RNA. RefSeq names its product large ribosomal subunit protein eL39-like. Lineage: Eukaryota; Metazoa; Chordata; Mammalia; Artiodactyla; Camelidae. The record is from RefSeq and is a predicted model, not a curated record. Gene Ontology annotation, cellular component: cytosolic large ribosomal subunit; ribosome. The coding region runs from base 1 to 264 and encodes 87 amino acids. The transcript has 2 exons. Gene Ontology annotation, molecular function: structural constituent of ribosome. Gene Ontology annotation, biological process: translation.
AUGAUAGGUCCCUACAAACAUUGGGAUUGUGAGAUGUUUGCGGGGACGUUAAGAUGUCUCGUUAAGGACCAGCUCCCAGAUCCUGAAAUGUUGGGUUUGCCCCUCGCCACGUCUUCUCACAAGACUUUCAGGAUCAAGCGAUUGUUGGCCAAGAAACAAAUGCAGAAUCAUCCCAUUCCCCAAUGGAUUCGAAUGAAAAUUGGUAAUAAAAUCAGGUACAGCUCCAAGAGAAGACGUUGGAGAAGAACCAAGCUGGGUCUCUAAGGAGCCCCCCACGUGAGAUGGCACACGUAUUUACAUUGUGUUAGGGUCACUUACGUCUUACCAUGUCACUCUGAAAGCAUCACUGCUAUCUGAAUGGCUGGAUGUGUUUAAUUGGGAAAAUGAUUUUUCUCUUUUUGUUAGUGUUUCUGCACGAGUGCUUUGGCUCAGUAAUAAAUAUGUAAGACCUUUCGUUGGGAAAAAAAAUAGUGUAGGAGGCAGGCAGCAACAGUUUU